This is a messenger RNA of Camellia sinensis, 1641 nucleotides long. NCBI's taxonomy places the organism in Eukaryota, Viridiplantae, Streptophyta, Magnoliopsida, Ericales, Theaceae. The record is from RefSeq and is a predicted model, not a curated record.
AUGGUUGUUCAUGGUUGACAAAUUUGGUGUUAUGUAGUUAAGAUGCAAGCACAAGGGGUGGCUCCUCCUGACAUGAUAUGCAAAGACCAGUUUUUAGUUCAGAGCACAGUUGUUCCUGCAGGGACCAGUGAUGAUGAUAUUACUACUAGCAUUUUUGCCAAAGAUGAUGUCAGAUACGUUGAAGAGAACAAGCUAAAAGUGGUCCUUGUCAGUCCCCCCAAUUCUCCGGUACUUUCACCAAUCAAUAGAACAUUGAAACAGGUGCCAGCUUAUGAACCUUCAAUACUGAAAGAUCAAGUGCCGAGGAAAGUCAAAAGCCUUACCCAACGUCACACGGUUACUGAGGAUGUGGAGUCCAAAGUAGAAAAUAGUGAGGAGGUAAAUUCAGCAAAGAAUUUAGAGUAUAAAACAAGGAAGGAUGCGGAUGAGCCUUUAAUGGAUGUCGGGUAUAAAACAAGGAAGGAAAUGGAUGAGCCAAGAACAGAUGUAGAGCAUAAAACAAGGAUGGAUGUGGAUGAGCCAAUAACAGAUGUAGAACAUAAAACAAGGAAUGAUAUGGAGGAGCUGAAGUUGGUUAAAGAUGUUUCGGAAAUGAAGUCAAAACUAAAUGGACUUGAAUCAAAACUAAGUGAGGAUGAGAAUGCCUGCCAGUUGAGGAAAAAAUGGAAUAGAGAUUAUUCUUUUUCUUUUUCUUCCUCCGGCUCGGACUCGGAUUCAGCUUAUUCUUCAAAGGAAAAGGGCAGUAAAAAUGGAAAAUUGCAAAAUAAGUUUCAGAAGGUGACAGAUGACAUUAAGGAAGAACUUCAAGUGGCUGACUUGAAAAGGAAGUUGGCAGAAACUACCGAAGAGCUUUUAGAAAUUCAUCCCCGUGAACUCAAGUUCAUAUUUGAAUUGAAGAAGCAGUCAACGUGCUCUGUUCGACUCUUCAAUAAGUCCAACAACCAUGUUGCGUUUAAGGUUAAAGCUACAUCUCCAAAAAAAUAUUCCGUGCGACCGAACAGAGCCAUUAUUAAGCCAAAAUCAACUUGUGAAUUCACUGUUAAGAUGCAAGCAGAAAGGGUGGCUCCUCCUGACAUGAUAUGCAAAGACCAGUUUUUAGUUCAGAGCACAGUUGUUCCUGCAGGGACCAGUGAUGGUGAUAUUACUCCUAGCAUUUUUGCCAAAGAUGAUGUCAGAUACGUUGAAGAGAACAAGCUGAAAGUGGUCCUUGUCAGUCCCCCCAAUUCUCCGGUACUUUCACCAAUCAAUAGAACAUUGAAACAGGUGCCGGCUUAUGAACCUUCAAUACUGAAAGAUCAAGUGCUGAGGAAAUUCGAAAGCCUUGAAUCAAAACUAAAUGAACUUGAAUCAAAACUAAGUGAGGCUGAAGUUAUCAUUUCAAAACUAACAGAGGAGAGGAGAUUGAAUGUUCAAGAGAGGGAAAGUUUAUGGCAAGAAUUGGCUUUGUUGAUGAGCAAGAGAGUUGUACGAAAAGUUUAUGCCCUCCUUUUAGCAUGAAGAAUGUCUAGGAGAUUCAAUAUAUGCCUGCCUCUACAUGAGAGAAUUGUUUAUAUAACCAGAGGUUGUUGAUAGAAGAAGACAUAGACCACUAAAAUUCCCUUCUUUUGGUGCCUUUUUGUGGCUUUUGUCACUUUGCAACUU